GAGAGAGAGAGAGAGAGAGAGAGAGAGAGAUGAAGCAGACGAACCCAGCUCGAAUGAAGAAGCCCGACGCUCCUUUCAGCGGACGCGAUUCGCAGGAAAAAUCCGAUUCUUUUUCGCUUGAUACGUUGCGCGCGGAGCCUCCCGAUAUCGGGAAAUGGUUCGCUAGCUAUGUCUACGAAUCGCCUUCACUGGGUACGGACGAGGGCUUUCUGGGUUCUCUUCUUGACGAGAGUGAACGCGAGAGCAGCGGGUGUGCUGUUGACGAUAGGAGAAAAGGAGGAGGAGGCGGAGGAGAAGCGGCUUCGCGAGGCUCGAAUUGCGUCGGAGGCAGAUACCCAGUGGGCGCUCUUGAGUUCACCAGUAAUUUCGGGAGCAAUGAGCAUGAAGAAGAGCCUCCAACAGAGGUUCGAGAUUCCUUGGAGUCAUCUUUGCAAAUUUCAGAACCUCCUGAUGUCAGAGAAUGGUUUUCGAGCUACGUGUAUGAGUCGCCCGAGUUGUGUGAACACGGCAGAGAAUUUGUCUCCAUAGAAAGUGAAUGCGAGAAAGAAGGGUCUGUUACUGGGGAGAGCAAGAAAGAGCAUGAAAAUUCAGGGGAAGUUACCAAAGUGAAUAAUGGUGAUGUUGCCGGUGCCCGUGAGGUACCACACACCAAUGGACUUGUGUAUAAUGGUGGUGGCUCAUUCGCGGAUCAGGAUUGCGAAAAUCAAACUCUGACCAAGAUAGUAGAUUCCAUGAGCCCACCUUUUCUACUCUCUGAGCCUCCUGACAUAACAAAUUGGUUCUCAAGCUAUGUCUACGAAUCUCCAGAAUUAAGCACAUUCCCAGGAUCUCCUGUUGAGGAAAUUGGUGAUGGGAAAGAUGAUUUGAUUCUUAGAAAGGUUAUUGGAGAAAAAGAAGACAAUCAGCAUAACUCUUCAGGUAAUAGAAUAGAUGGUGGCACGGGUAUCAAUGAACGGUCAAACUCUGCCCUCUGUAGCAGCUCUCAUGAAGAUCUCGAGCAUGAAUAUCAGCACACUGAGGAUGAGGUUGGCAAUACAUCUAAAGAGGACAAACAUCUUUUACCUCAGAUUCCUUGCCCUAAAAUUAUUGAUGGAAGGAUGGACUGUAAAGCUUUGCUAAACAAUGAUCGGGAUUGUAAAAGUAAGAGGCCGAAGCAACUUCAUUCUGAAGAAGCCAUCCGUUUUCACUCCAAUAUCAAUGAGAACUCAAGCAAUGGUAAAAGAAAAGCUCGUAGAGAGUUGAUUGGAAGAGUUGAAGAGGGCUCAAGAGUGAAGGCCCAGAGUAGGGAAGUUGCUCACACCCUGCUUGAAGGCGAUUUGGGCUCAUCUCCAGUUGAUCAAGCUUCAAUGAGAAGAUCAACUCACGGAAGUCAUGACAAAGAAAACAAUCGAACAGAUAAUGACAGCACUGAUUUUGUUUCCAUAAGGAGGAAGGAAACUACAAGUGCAAGUGAUGAAUUGACGAGGCCGCGGAGGGCUUUGCACCAGUGCUUACAUGCUAGAGGAAAUGUUUCGUCAGCUGCUAUAGAGGACGAAGCCAAGAUGAAGCCAUUAUCGGAAAUAACUAAUUUCCAGAGCAAUUUUGAUGUGCAGGAGUCCGCUGGGAAAUGGAAAUGUCCUCAGAAAAGAAAACCCAUUCUUGGACCCCCAAUGAAGCAGCUGAGACUAGAACGAUGGGUCAAUAGGAUCUGAAUACAGUAUUCAUAAAGUGGCGUAGAGAAAUUUGAUAUUCAAUGCCAGAGAAUUCAUAAUGAAAAAUGUGUUGACUACUUUCUCCACAUCACAAGACAAUGGCUUACCUUAACAAUUCGUAGCUUUGCGUUCUUGAAUUCUAUUAUUUGUAUGACCCAGAUCGGAAUUGUUGGAGUGAUUAUCGCCCUCUGAACAUCUUGGGCUCAAGCACACUAUCUUCUCCUUUCCUAUUCCCCAGUGAGUAAGCCAUGUUUCAGCCUUCAAGAACUUGGUUUCCUGAAAAUGUUGGGGGCAUUCUGAGGUUGCAUCUGAUACGGAGGAGAUGUAACCGGAUUCAGAAUCCAUGAAAUCGUUGACAGUGGUAUAUAAAGCAUCAAGGAGAAGUCUUCAUUGUGAAAAUCAGGUGGAUUUGUUUCUGUACUACUCUUUUCAUCUCCUCUUAUUGAACAAGAGUAAUUGCACUUAACUGUGUAAAUUUUGAAUGCAAGUUGAAGCACCA
This is a messenger RNA of Syzygium oleosum, 2190 nucleotides long. RefSeq lists its product as uncharacterized. The record is from RefSeq and is a predicted model, not a curated record. Bases 30 to 1691 code for a protein of 553 amino acids. NCBI's taxonomy places the organism in Eukaryota, Viridiplantae, Streptophyta, Magnoliopsida, Myrtales, Myrtaceae. The transcript is spliced from 7 exons.